CGGAAGCUGAGGGCCAGGACCAAGUGGCAGCAGUCCGGGCCUCUGGGGAGCUGGCAGGGUUUGAUUAAUCAAGGUUAGCGGCCGCGGAAACAUCGAGAUGUCAUUUGUAAGGCUGAGCCGCUUUGGUCCUCGAGGAAAUGGAAGAAAAGUACUGAAAGCUAAAAAGAAGAAAACUCCAGUGAAGCAAGAAUGGGAUAGUACUGUCAGUGAUUUAACAGUACAUCGUGCAACUCCCGAAGACCUGGUACGUCGUCAUGAACUUCACAAAUCAAAGAACAGAGCACUUGCCCAUUGGGAACUUCAAGAGAAAGCUUUGAAGAGAAAAUGGAAAAAGCAGAAACAGGAUACACCUGAUCUUCUUGGAAAAAGGAGAUUGGCUAUCAUGAAGGAGAUUCUUUCUGAUAACUACCAGAUGCAAGAUGCAUUAGAAAGAUCUGAUGAGAUGAUGGCUGUAGCAAAAGAUCUGUUUGGUGAUGCUCCUCGUAGGCGCACAGGCUAUCCUAAUGUCACAAUAGCUCCUGACUCUGAGAUUGGUUCUUCCCCUGGCCCUAUUGUGUCAAAAAGAGACCCUCUUACUGAGUCAAUCCUUACCGAAUCUUCUAUUGACCCUCAGGCUCUUAAUGAAGUAGAGGAAGGAGAAGGUGAAGAAACUAUCAACAGUCAGUCAGAAGAAAGUGAGAAUGAACUCGAUAGCUCUCUGAACUUUCAGUCUAAUACAAGAACGGAUAGGCUUCUUCAGCGUCUAAAUGAAGAGAACUCUGAAUUCAUUUCUAAGUUAUGUACAAGUAUGCGGCAGAAAAUUGCUACGUCGCAAAAAAUUACUCCACCAUCGACUCCAACAGUUGCUAUUCCAUCAUUGGAACAUAGAGCUCUGAAUGCUACUAAUGCAGUCAAGAGGAUCCAGUCAAGGCUUCCGCCUGAGGAACCUACAGGGAAUGAAGACUCAAAUUAUGUGGUGGGACAAGUGCUGAAUCCUAACUCAAGAAAACAGAAACAACAAUUAGCCAAAGUGAAGAAGAAAUCAGAUUUAUCUGUUCCCACCAAAGCGAAGAAAAAUGUUUCUUUCAACAACAUAACCACCUCAGAUACAUCAAGGGGUGAUGGCUCCAGCCUGGAUGUCCUGAAACACAUGAUACACGAAGUAGAACAUGAAAUGGAAGAGUACGAACGAUGGACAGGGAGGGAAGUCAAGGGAUGGAAAAACAGUCAAGGUUUGACUGGUUUUACUUUGUCCCUAGUGAGCUCUCUCUGUCGGCUAGUGCGUUACCUUAAAGAGAGUGAGAUGCAAUUGCGUAAGGAAGUAGAUACAAGGCAACGCCUGGAAGUGGUAUUAGGUGAUCAUCGAGAAUUGAUUGAUGCCCUGACUGCUGAAAUUCUACUUCUCAGAGAGGAAAAUACUGCUCUACAAGCAAAAUUGCAGCAAUACAUGUUAACAACUGAUGAACAACUAAUUUCACUUACACAUGCCAUUAAAAGCAUUCCUGUAAUAGGACCUAACAGAGAAGAAAGCCCAUCAUCUGAAAGGGGAGUUGCAAUCAGAAGCAUUGCCAACAGUCAAGAGGCUCCAGUUGUAAAUGAUAAUGCCUCUGUUCCAUUGAUGUUCAGAAGAGAAAUGACUGAAUUCCCCCAGGAAGAAUUACCUGUUAAACUAACUCAGUUGCCAAAUUCCACAGAUGGUGUGGGCCUUGCCAACACUUUACCGGCCCAUAUGUUUGAACCAGCUGUUAUGCUAACACCUCCCAGGCAAAAAAACAAUGCAGAGUUUCUUCCAUUGCAGGAAGCAUUGAGGAGAACAGUUCAAACACGUCCUGCUCCACGUUUUCUUCCAAGUGUAGAAAUAACUGAGAAGGAACAAAAUUGGGAAAAGAAGAACUCACCUAAUCCUGUAGAAAUUCCAAACUCAAAUGAGGAAAACCGUCUCUUCACCCAGAGGUGGAGAGUUUCUCAUAUGGAUGAAGAUUUAGAGAACAAAACCCAGCCUUUAUUUGCCAGUGUGCCACCGACCCAGUGCCCUCCUCCCCAUUUUCAGCACUUGGGGAAUCAUACUUUUCCAGAAGAACCUCCAGUACUUGGAGAUGGACAGCAGCUUAAAACAGAUCAGCCUUUCCUGCAAAGUAAAGAUCUGAUGGCUCGAAUUGCUGAGUUAACGUUGCAGAAUACUGCUAUUAAAGCACAUCUGAACAGUUUUAUAGGACCCUCAGGGGAACAAGGGGAUGGACCCCAGGACCCAGCCAAGCUAGAAAAUGAAAAUGACAUGACAGCAACUUUUCCAGCAGUGCAACCACAAACACCAAACAGCAUGGAGGAACGAAUAGCAGAACUGAACCGCCAGAGUGUGGAGGCUCGUGGAAAACUUUUGCAGUUAAUAGAACAACAAAAACUUGUUGGUUUGAAUACUUCCUCUCAAUCAAGUCCCCCUGGUCAUUCACCUCUGAGAGCAUGGACUGAAGGUGGAAAAAGGACAAUUGAGAUGUCUGUUCCAGGGGCAGAAACUACAGAGAACUUGAAUGGCAGUGCUGUUUCUUCUGCUAGUGGAAUGAAUGCAAGAAGAUCUUCAGGUGCCACCAGUAACUCCUGCUCCCCAUUAAAUACCACUUCAGGGAGUGGAAGAUUUACACCUCUCAAUCAGAGGGCAAAGGUUGAAAAGCAAAGAGAAGGCGGCUGGUUUGCUCUUUCUACACAUGUGACAUAAGUGAAGUUUGUUUUUACAGAUCUUGUUUUAUUUUUAAAUAUUUUCUUCAUGAACUUCUACUUCCCAGUCCUUGCCUUUUCACGUUGUUCCUUUAGCCCACAGAAAUCUAUGCAUUAGUUCUUCUGGUGGACAGAAGUAAAACAUUUGUUAUAUCUCUGCAUUUAUUUUGGAUGUUGACCUUUUUGAAAGAAUACGCAUUUAAGAAACAGCAUUUUUGACUGAAAUUUGACAAUUGGGGAAUUACAAUAUCACAUUCCAGUCAUUUCCUUUGAAGGAAUCAAGUUGAGGACAUCACAAACCUUUAAAAUUUUUCACUAUUUGAGUAAAAAAAAACCAAACAACUGUAUGACAUUUAUACCUGCAACAGUUGAAUUCCUAUUUCUGGCACAUAACAUAUGUCACCUUUGACAUCUUUUAAUUUUUUUUUUCCCAUAAAGAGCAGAGUUGCUAUGGGUCAGUCUCUGUAAUAAAAGUUUUCUCUCCUGUGUGAGCACAAUUACUGACUUAGGAAAAAAAUUUUAAUACCUUCUUGGUUUCAGACUUACUGCUAUGGAAGUCACUGCUUUCCCCACCUUUUUUGAGCAUGUUGUUUAUAGAGUUAUUUUAAAAAUGGGUGUGUGAGUAUGUUUGUGUUUGUUCAGUAGAUGAGAAUAGUUGUAUAUAUUAUAGAAUAUGCUUAUAUGUUUUUAAAAAAUGUAAACUUUUGUCUAUAUUGGUGGGCAAUGAAUUUCAAAUAAAAAAUCAUAGUAAUUUGCAUCGUACAUUUUCAUGUUAACUGUUCUAAUAACACCUAUGUCAAUAAGCUAUCUAGUUUCUAAGAGAAUAAUAAUGAGUCAAUUCUAGAUCUAGUAGCUGAAAAGGGAUUAUGAUUUAAAAAUGAUUUCUUCUUGGUGUUAUCUUGAAUGGGGCCAUUAUGGGACAUUAAGCAAAUUCUUAAUAUAAGUAUGUUGGCAAUUUCCCAGAUAUGUUGGGCAUUGAGUUUUCUUGAACACUUGCUUUUUGAAAUAUUCCUGCUUUUUAUAUUUGUCAUUGACCAGUUCACUCUGUAUUUGCUUGAAACUUUUAUUUAUUGAGCUCAUGCUCAGGCAUAGAAAUGGAAAUUAUUUCCUCAAGAAAUACUGAAUAUAUUUCCAUGAAAUCAUUUGUAUAAUUUGCUUGUCCUACAUCCUUAUUCAUUCUUUUGUUUUAACUGACACUGCACUGUGUGUAAUUGGUACCUUAAUAAAUGUUACCCCAUUCUGAGUUUAUAAA
Gracilinanus agilis (Agile Gracile Mouse Opossum) is the source of this 3943-nucleotide messenger RNA. It is a transcript of the gene SPICE1, whose product is annotated as spindle and centriole associated protein 1. NCBI's taxonomy places the organism in Eukaryota, Metazoa, Chordata, Mammalia, Didelphimorphia, Didelphidae. The record is from RefSeq and is a predicted model, not a curated record. Gene Ontology annotation, cellular component: centriole; spindle; centrosome. The transcript is spliced from 18 exons. Gene Ontology annotation, biological process: regulation of centriole replication; metaphase chromosome alignment; mitotic spindle assembly. The coding region runs from base 98 to 2692 and encodes 864 amino acids.